AGUAAUUAUAGAUAGAGGGAGGGAGAGCAAGCAGUUGCGCGUGCGCCGGUUUUGAGCGCGAUCGUGUCAGCCGCGGUUAAGUUAAAUAUUGAUAAUGUAAAUUUAAGAGCUAAUACUUUGUUAAGAGGUCAUAGUAAUCUGAAUACUGGUAUCAAAAUGGAGUGCUACACGUCGGACAGCUGCGAUAGCGACAGCAGAGAACAAAAAACCCUCGAUUUAUCGUGCAAGUUAAUGGAUUCAAUCAAUCUAUCAUCGGAAUUGAAAGGAAUUGUUGACGAGAAGAAUUGCGCGGAAAAUUACGAGAUAUUACUGCUCUAUAAUAACCGAAUUAAGGCACUACCGGACACAAUAAACAAAUUUUGCAAUUUAAAAAUACUGGAUAUUAGCAACAACAGAUUGACAGUUUUUCCAGAUGUCUUCAAAAGUUGUCCACUCACGUCCUUAAUAGCAAAAAACAAUCAAUUAACAAACGAAUCGUUCCCUAAAUGUUUUAAUUUAACAAAAUGUACACUAAAGGAGCUCAACCUUAGUGGAAACCACAUUAACUUUUUUCCAGAACAAAUUAUGGAGUUAACAUCCCUUAAAUAUUUAUAUUUAGGUGGCAAUAAUAUAGUGAAUAUUUCAAAAGAUAUAUGGAAAUUAACCAGUUUACAGAUCCUGUCAAUAGGAGGCAACCAAAUUUCGGAAGUGCCCGAGUCCGUCGGUCGGCUGACUACUCUUCAAGCCUUAGUUUUGAGCGAUAAUCAAAUAGAACAAUUGCCAGCCAGCAUCGCGAACCUAAAACAACUUCGGUCUUUAUUAAUACAUAAAAAUAAAUUGAAAACAUUGCCUACGCAAAUUAUAAAAUUGACAUGUUUAACAGAGCUAAGUCUCCGCGACAAUCCUCUCGUAGUGAGAUUCGUCCGAGACAUGACAUUGCAACCACCGUCACUACUAGAACUGGCUGGGCGCACUAUAAAAUUGCACGAGAUACCUGUCCACGCUGGUGAUGUCCCAGACACAUUGAUCCAAUAUCUCCGUGCAGCACAGUGCUGUGUAAAUCCCAAAUGUAAAGGGGUCUUCUUCGAUAACCGAGUGGAACACAUAAAGUUCGUGGAUUUUUGUGGAAAAUAUCGUAUACCCCUACUACAAUACUUAUGCAGUUCCAAAUGCAUUACUGGUAGAUGGGAGAGUCGAGAAAUGGACAAUAAUCUGCAUCCACAUAUGAUGAGAAAAGUUUUACUUGGAUAAUACACCUAAUUAUACGGAAUUUAAAAUUCAAUUUAUUUUGUACAUUUAAAUGUAUAUUAAUAUAUUUUUACAUCAGACACUUAUUCGCAUUUAAUGUGUUUAAUAUGACAUAAUGUUGCCAAUAAUUUUUUAGAUAGGUAAAAUAAAAAAAAAAAAUUAUGUUAUAAAUAAUUUAAAGAUCCAAGAUGCUCAAUUUAUUCUAUAUAAUACCAUAUAGUUAAAUGAUUAAUGAAUUGGUAAUAAAUAUUGUGAUGAUG
Molecule: messenger RNA, 1487 nt
Organism: Galleria mellonella (greater wax moth)
Lineage: Eukaryota; Metazoa; Arthropoda; Insecta; Lepidoptera; Pyralidae
Product: leucine-rich repeat-containing protein 58
Exons: 4
Coding region: 157-1230 (357 amino acids)
Molecular function (GO): protein binding
Source: RefSeq, a predicted model, not a curated record